Molecule: messenger RNA, 2621 nt
Organism: Brienomyrus brachyistius
Lineage: Eukaryota; Metazoa; Chordata; Actinopteri; Osteoglossiformes; Mormyridae
Gene: plekha2
Product: pleckstrin homology domain containing A2
Exons: 13
Coding region: 315-1556 (413 amino acids)
Cellular component (GO): membrane; cytoplasm
Molecular function (GO): PDZ domain binding
Source: RefSeq, a predicted model, not a curated record
UUACCCGGAAAAAAGACUUCAGCUUCAGCGCUCAUAACCAUACGCGGACGAGCCCGGUUACUGUUCGCAGGAAACAUAAGCGCAGCCGCUUUUAUUAAUAUAAUAUGGAAAGUUAACGUCUCUGCUUAAUAGCGCAGGAACUCUCUGAACUACUGGACUUUGGACAACGAAUUCCCUAGAGAGCACAAAAUACUUACUGUUCGGAUGCCUGGGCUCCCCAUGAGCAAAAGAGCAGCGUGAUAUGAACGGCGGGUUGUUGUGCAUGGCUGAAGGCAGAUCAGGAUUUUGAAGGGUAAUGAAAGAGAGCUCCAGGAAUGCCUUAUGUGGAUCGAAACCGCCGUAUAUGCGGCUUCUUGGACAUCGAAGAGAAUGAGAGCAGCAACAAGUUCCAGCGGAGGUACUUCAUCCUGGACACCCAGAACAACCUCCUGAUCUGGUACAUGGAUAACCCCCAGAACUUGCCCUCUGGAGCGAAUGCUGUGGGUAGCCUUCCUCUAACAUACAUCUCCAAGGUCAGCGAGGCUACAGCCAAACAGAAACCAAAAGCAGAGUUCUGCUUCGUCAUCAAUGCCUUAUCCCGUCGAUACUUCCUACAAGCCAAUGACCUUUGUGAUCUGAAGGAGUGGGUGCUUGCUUUAAAUAAUGCCACUAAGAUCACGGUCCCGAAAGUAAGCAAGGCCCAGCCAAAGUCUGAGGUUCCCAGGUCAUCAGCGGAGCACCAGCCGAAGAGGCAACAGGCGUACAAGACUGAGAUUAUCGGUGGAGUAGUGGUGCACACUCCUAUCAAUCAGAAUGAAGGAGAGGACAAUGACCCUGGUGACACCGGCCUUCGUACCCAUGCCCGGGGACUGCCAAGCUCGGUGGCUGCCGCCAAGCCAGGGGUUGUGCGAUGGGGCUUUUGCGUCAAACAGGGGAAUGUGAGGAAGAGCUGGAAGCGAAGGUUCUUCACCCUGGAUGAUAGUUCUGUCAGUUAUUACAAGUGUGACACGGACAAAGAGCCUCUUAGAGCAAUUUCUUUGAAGGACAUCAGCAAAGUCCAUGAAUGUAUGGUCAAAUCAGGGGAGCUGCUGUUGCGAGAUAACCUGUUUGAAAUCAUCACAAGCGCUAGAGUCUUCUACAUACAGGCGGACACCCCGGAGGAUAUGCGUGACUGGAUCAAGGCGAUCUCUAGCAAAAUCCAAGAGCUGCAAGGCCCCGUUAAGGAAUCUCUCUUUGGUCGGUCCACCUCUUUGUAUCGUGGCAACAAGCCCCCGAGUUCUGGGGCUCGAAGGAUACAAGCGGGUAGCGAGGAGAGGAAGGCCACUCUCACCAAAUCGUGCUCAGUGGCCCCAUCCUGGCAGCCGUGGACCCCUGUGAACACCACCAGUUCCGAGCUGCUAGUGGUAGAGGAAGGGGAAACAGGUUUCAGCUCAUUGCCCCCCCUGCCAGCAGAGCCCGGGAAGGAUCUGGACCCAGCAGGCUCCCGACGUCGCCACAGAUCUCAGCCGCAGGCUAACACUGACAAAGUUUUCCCCUUUAACAUUGACGAUGACGGCAUACGCACCACCGAUGUAUAGACUGUGGCAAAGGCAAGAUAAAAUGAAACCUGCGUCGGUCUUGGGGUCUCGCUGCAUUUUCACCACAGCUUUGUCUUGUUUUCCAGUUGUGCCUGUACUGGACACGCUGCUAUGUCAGUGAAGGCUGGUAGUGAUGAUAUACAAAAAUAGGCAAAAUGGUACAUUGCAGACUUACUACUUAUGCCCUUAACAAGGAGGCUGGAAAGGUACUUGAAGGAAGGAUUGAGGAGGAGGUAUAAACUUGUGAAUACUCCUAAAUUGUAUUUGUUUAUUCUCAUUACAUUCUAUGGAACAGUAUCUCCUAUUUUUACUCUAAUCUUCUGUGAAGAAAGUACUUAAACUUUUUUGUACUUUUGUUUUUUAAGCUUUCUUUUACUUUUAAUGUUUUUUUAGUUGAUAUUCACAUUUAUAUUGUUUUAUUCUUGCUAUACCAAGUUUUUGGUGAUCGUAUCACCUUUACACUUGCGUUGGCAGUGGGUUCAGUAGAUAGUAGAGGACAUCUGGCUUGCUUGAAGUGUAUUUUUCGACACAUUUUGAUUUUUACACACAUAUUGUCAGAUGUCCUUGAAUGGAAAAUUGUUAUGCCUGUCUUGUUUUGUCAAGCUUUUCUGAUUUUGUUACUGAACUCAUUUGCUUAAAAUAGCAGAAUAGGAAGCUGUAAAGUGUUGAAUGCUGACUAAAUUGUUUUAUUCGCCUUUUCUUACUCUAGCUUUCAAUGUUUUCAAUGUUGCUAUAUUUAGACAUAAAGGGAGCCCAUGGAUUGCGAAAUUUUUAAUGAACAAUUUGCCAACAGAAACUGUAAUAUUGAAGGAAUAUCAGGCAUCGUUAAGCAUUUUAUAUUUUAUUACUAGGGAAAUGCUUAUUCAUUUGUUUCAUUUAUUUUCCCAUGUUUUAUUUUUUAUUACCAUCAGCAUGUUAAGACUACCCUGCCUCGUGCCCAUUGCUUCCGGGAUAGGCUCCGGACCCCCCGCAACCCAGUAGGAUAUGUGGUUUGGAAAAUGGAUAGAUGGAUGGAUGUUGACUGUCAUCACAAUGGUUCAAAAAUAAAUGAAGGUUUUAUUUUUA